AGUAAAAUCUGGACAAAUGCCGUCUCAGAGCUGAUAUUAGCUAUAGUGUAUUAUAAAGUAUUUUUGGCGGGAACGAUUAAACACCCCAUUUCAUUUGGCAGCGGCUAAUCUUUCACUAACUAUUCAAACUCGUUCAAAGUUAAAACGGACUCAGAAUUAUUACGAUACGUCUAAUAGGGAAGUGCCGUAAAUAUUAGCGACUAGGGAGUAAAUUUGGAGUAAAAGAGUUUUAUCGGCUCAGCUGGUUAGUUUGUUGGCAUUAGCGCGCUAGCAAUAGCAAUAUCUUGCUAGUUGAGUUAACCCUUAGCAACAAGAGAGAAAUGUCAGCCGGGAAGAUGUGUAUCAAGAGGAACAAGGAGGAAACUGCUGAGUGGAUAGGGCUAUUCCUGAACGACAUAAAAACCCAGCAAGAAUCCCUCGUCUUUGUCAAGAGGAUGGUGGCUGUGGCAGUCUCCUCCAUCACCUAUCUCAGAGGGAUUUUCCCGGAGGACGCCUACAUAUCCAGAUAUCUGGAGGAUUUGUGCAUCAAGGUUUUGCGGGAAGACUGCACCACCCCCGGUGCCAGAAAAAUUGUGAAAUGGAUAAUGGGCUGCUUUGAUGCAUUAGAGAAGGAGUAUCUCCAGCUCAUGUUCAUUGGGGUCUACACCAAGCCAGAUGAGCCUAAUUCCAUUAUUGAAUCUUACCAGUUUAAAUUCAGAUACACUGAGAGGAGACCACAGAUGGACAUAGCCAGGAACAACAAUGUGGAGAUGCAGGUGACACUGGAGGACACAAAGAAAGCAUCUGUGCUGCUCAUCAGGAAGCUCUUCCUGCUUAUGCAAAACAUGGCUGUCCUUCCCAGCACUGUCUGCCUCACUGUAAAGCUUUACUAUUAUGAUGACAUCACCCCUGCUGACUACCAACCACCAGGCUUCAAGGAGGGUGAAUGUGACAGCCUGCUGUUUGAAGGGACACCUGUGCACUUCAGGGUGGGUGAGGUGAAUACAGCCUUUCACACCUUAAAGGUUUGCGUGUCGGCCGAAGAAGGCCGACUGGAGAAGCUCCAGGAAGGGAAACAUCUGAGGGAGACCAAGCAAGUUUCUGAGAGAAACUCUCCACAGGGGGAUGCAAUCAAGGAUCCUCGUAAGAAAAUAUAUGACGAAGAUGACUUGCCUUCUGAAGAUGAGUCCGCACAGUUCAAGAAACCUACAAGACCUUUGGCAAAGAGACGUGCAGCUGCCAAAAGCCUGGCAAGGAAGAAAAGAAGAAUUUAGCCAACAAGACAAGUGCUCUGUCAGCAUUACAGACACAAGCAUGAAUAAAUUCUUCCCUUUAUUGUACUAUUUACAAACACUGUUAGUGUUAUGUAACAAUUUAUGACACGUUAGGAAGGUUCCUUGAAUAAUUCACUCUACCCACAAAUGCAAACUUUUGCUGUUAAACGAUACUGUACAAAAAGUGAACAUGAAGGGUAUAUUAUAGACAAAUAAAAGAUUGAAAAGUG
Molecule: messenger RNA, 1483 nt
Organism: Monopterus albus (swamp eel)
Lineage: Eukaryota; Metazoa; Chordata; Actinopteri; Synbranchiformes; Synbranchidae
Gene: zte38
Product: zebrafish testis-expressed 38
Exons: 12
Coding region: 321-1253 (310 amino acids)
Source: RefSeq, a predicted model, not a curated record